Molecule: messenger RNA, 891 nt
Organism: Medicago truncatula (barrel medic)
Lineage: Eukaryota; Viridiplantae; Streptophyta; Magnoliopsida; Fabales; Fabaceae
Product: F-box/LRR-repeat protein At3g48880
Exons: 2
Coding region: 1-891 (296 amino acids)
Molecular function (GO): protein binding
Source: RefSeq, a predicted model, not a curated record
AUGACAAAAAAUAAUUCGAAUGAUAGCAUGUUUUAUGAGAUUCUGGUGAGAAUUUUCACAAUGCUCAAUGUUGCAGACCUUGUUGUAGCUUCAAUGGUUUGCAAAUCUUGGAAUUUAGCAUGCCGUGCUCCUGAACUUUGGAGAAAACUUGAUCUAAGGAGUUUGAGCUUAAGAAGUCUGAGUGUACCUUUGAGUCCACAUGCUUGGAUCGAUGAACAGUCAAGCAAUACAAUGACUCAAUUCUUAAAGUAUGCUACAAGUUUGAGUGGUGAAAACAUAAGUUGCGUAAUAUUUAAUUAUUGUGUCUAUUUAAGAGAUGUGCACUUAAUAUCGAUUGCUGAAAGGACUCCAAAUCUCAAAAGGUUAGUGCUACCUAUGUCCGGUGAGAUAUCAAAAAAUGGUUUAGAAAUCGCAAUGAGAUCAUGGAGAUGCCUUGAAUCCAUUACUAUUACCACAAGUAUCUAUGAUUUUAAAUUUUUUGAUGCGAUUGGAAAACACUGCAAAAACAUCACCAGCUUAAAGUUCGCAUGUUUUUUUGGACAAGAAGAAGCUGAGUCUUUGGUUAAAUACACUCCAAAUCUAAAGUUCUUGAGUUUUAGGGACAUGCCUAUAAACCAUAGAGCUUUAUGUCGUGUACUUAAUAGCUUAGAACAUUUGGAUGUGGUAAAUUUAUGUCACACUGACAUUAUAGAUUAUGGGCUUAAAUUAUACUCGAGUCAUCGUAAUCUAUUGAACCGUAUGAAUAUCUCGUGUAAGAUUAUCACCUGUGAAAAGAGAUCAUGUCUUAUGUGCAAGAAUGAGUCUACGAACGAUCCAACAAGACAACCAUCUGGGAUCUUAGAGGAAAUUCGCAAUUGGCGUGAAGAUGAGAUAGAUUCUCUAGCACAUUAA